UGGCAAUGUCGUUAGUCUAUGAAUGUCGUCAUUCAUCAUUAUGUUUUGCUGUGAUAUGUAGUCAUGUAAACAAAAUUGGUUAAAUUCAAAUAAACAUUUUAAAUCAUUUGUUUUAUAAAUUAAACAGUCAAUGGCCACUUGUAUUGUGUAUCUAGUUACUUUUGCAGGUUAAAUAAAGAAGUGGCAAGUACCUGAUUUUUCCCCUUAAAAGAAAAAUUGUGCUGAUGAAUUAAAAAAUUUACUAAUCGACAUGCUCAGUCCAAAACAAAGUACUUUGACUAACAAUUCCAAUAAGAAUGCUGUACAGGAACUGCCGUUCAACCCAAAGGCAGCAGAAGUGUUUUCAGUGCAAAAAAAAUAUAGAGAGAAGAUGAUAAGGUAUCUCAGUUUUUGUUUUCCCGAAAUAGACGGUAUUGAGUUACAUGAAACAUUAAAAGAAUGUCUGUUUCAAGUGGAUAAGGCAGUGAAUGUACUUGAAAAGGUAUCAGGAAUUACUGUAACAACUGAUUUUGUUACUUGGUUGAAAAGUAUGAGUUUUAAUGUGAAGGAAGUUAAAAAACUGAUGAGGCCACCAAAGAGCGCUGUGCAAAAUAUUAAUGAGCCAGAGAACAUUUUUAAAUUAAUGACUGCAAACCAUGAUGUACCUGAGAAUAUAUCCCGAGAAGAACAAAUUUUGAAUAUUAUUGAAGACAAUCAAAUAAUAGUAGAAAACGCGACCUUAAUGCAACUCCUUGCAAAACCUGUUGUUCACAUUGAAAGAUUGCCCCUUUCAACUAUAGAAAGCACAUAUCAAAACUUGAAUAAAAAGUUAUAUUUAUCAUCUCCACCUUACAAAAGAAACAAAUCAGCAAGUAGUAUUAAAACUACUGAAUCUCCAGUAAAGAAUAAAGCUAAUGUGAUGUCACCCAAGAAAAGGAAAACCAAGUUUCAAGAUAAGAUUAGACCAUACAAGAACAGAAAAACAUUUGCAGAUAUAAAUGAAGUUAACGAAGAAAUAAAUUCAGUUUUAGACAGUGAUAUUCUGCAGUCACUGUCAUCUGAAAAGAUAUUCAAAAAAAUUGAAGACAAGCUUAAGUCCUGUGAUGAAAUAAUCGUACUUCCUCCAACUGUGAUUUCACAUGAAAAGACUUUUAAUAUUGGUAAGAAUGAGUUACUGCGUUCCAAACAAAGUAUUAAAAUAAAGAUAAAAAUUCAACAUGUAACAGGUGUAAAGACAUUCUCCUUAAUUGAUGAUCAUGAUCUUGAAGAGUCUCAGUCACAAGAUAAAGAAGAAAAAUUAUCACAAUCAAGUGAUAACAUUAUUGAAUCACCACCAAACAAGAUGCAGCCAGUAGAUACAAAUGAUGUUCAUAAACCGAAAGUAGAUGAAGAACUUUCUAAUGGCACAAUUAAAACAAAUAAAGAAUGUGAACCCUUUAAAGAACCUUCAUGUUCUAAUGAUGUAGUUAACAAUGUUGAUAAAAUUAUAACUCCGAAUAGCAACCGUGGAGAAACAAAUUUACCAACAACAGUCCAAGAAACCACAAGUUCAGUUAGUACAGUGAAUGUAAACUGUAUUCAAGAAAUAGGAAGUACAACUGCAAUUGAAGAUAAUAUUUGUGGAAAAGAAAACUCUUUUACAACAAAUCAAGGAAUUUUACAUUUGACUGAUUCAGUUAACUUAAACUGUACUACAAGUCAAAAUGAAGACAAUAGUUGUAGUGAUAGAAUCCUAACUACAGUAUUGCCACAAACUUUACCUUCAACAGAUACAGUUAACUUAAACCACAAUCAAGAAAGUGCAAGUGUGAGUACAAUUAAAAAUAAUAACUACACUGAAAAAAAGUCAGUGGUAAUGAGCCAAGAAAAUCAACAAUCCAGCAAUGCAAUGCCAAACUGUACUAAAAGAGAUAUAGGUGCAAUUAAAAAUUAUAAUUCAGGAGAAAGACACGUACCAGUAACAAAUCCAGCAAUGAAUGUUGUGAGUAAAACUCAACCAGAGGCAACUGCUAGUACAAGUUCAGCUAAGGGGAAUUUUCUGCUGAAUGUAACUGUAGAACAGGCUACAGAUACAUUACUUCCUCUUCUAAAGUGUCUAGUAUCUGUAACAAAAAGAGCUAAUUCAGAAAUAUUUAAUAAUUCAAUUACCAUGGUCUCAAACAGCCUCAAAUAUUAUUUAUCAAAGGUUUGCAUACAUUCAUUCAACAUUUAUACGUUUAUAAACAUUAUAGCAUCAAAAAUGUCAUUAGAGGAUAAAAGUCCCGAUUUGGACAAGAAGAUUGUUAAGCUUAUGUUUGACAGUUUGUCAGCAACUACUGGUAAACAUGUAGAAGAGUCCGAAUUCUUAUUACGGUUUUAUACCGAACUACGGGAGAUGGCGAAUGAUCCGAAAUAUGCAUUGGAUCCCCUCACCUUGGAUAAUCCAAUAGACAAUGGUAGUAAUGCCCAAGAAAUGGAUGCUAUUAAUAAAAAUCGGUUUUAUGACGGACACACUUAUCAACCAGUUGAUCAUGUAUACUUGACGAAUGUGGCGCAAGUUCUUAAACCAGCAAAGUCUUCAGUGCGAUCAAAUUAUAAUUCCCGAAAAGGUUCUAGUCAUAGUAACGUAAAAAAGCGGCAGAAUAAUCGUACACCAGUUUCAAAAAGUAGCGUUUCUAAUCGUACUUCAAAUCGUUCAUUUGCGACCCACUUAGUUUCUCUAGCUGCACGUAAAAAUAAUCCUUUCGGAGUACGGUUUGGUUCUAAUCAAAAUUUACACGAUUCUGCCUACAUUUCUAGUACAUCUUCAGGAGAUUCUCAUCCUUCUUGGACCAAAAAGAAUUUAGAUCCAGCCAUCAUAUCACCCGUUGGCAGUAACUGUUCCAGUUUGACCUCGUCAAUUCCCGCAUCAAAUUAUCCAAUGCAGACAGUAUCUCAUCAACCUAUUGUCUUAUCCACAGCAUCUUCUGUUUCACCCCUUAAUAGUAAGCCAGUUUAUUCAGUACAAAGUCAAAUAUCGAACGCCAAUAACGUUUUAACUAAUUUUAAUAAAAUUCCUAUUUCUGCUUGUUCGUCUAACUUGCCAUAUCAAAAAUGUUCGAGUAGGUCCACACUUCAGCAACCGCCACCCCAUUAUCGCUCUAAAGGAAACAGUAAUUUAAAUGGCAAUCAAUUGAUUUAUCUAGGAGUACCACCCGGUUCGUGUUCGGCAAAUUCAGGAACUUCCUCCAAUUCUUACGUCUCUCAGGAACAGGGAACAUUUUUGAUUCGAUCCUUUAAUCAUUCCAAUUUCAAUGCACCACGUGUGCCUAACGUAUCUAAAAUUGUUUUAGGGUGUAGUACUCAAAAACAACUGCCUUCUAAUUACAAUACAGUUACUUCUAAUGAUAACGGUAUUCAGAAUGAGGGGGCGACUCCGGCACCACCUACUCCUCAUUCCACUUCAAAUGUAUUGCGUUUGUCCUCUGCGUCUAAUACAGCUUCUGAUUGUAAUACUCGGAAAGAAUUUCCCUCUAGUUACAAUACAGUUGCUCUUAAUAAUAAAGGCAUUCAGAAUGGGGGGACAUUUUCGGCACCAUCUUCUUGUAAUUCCACUUCAAAUUCAUUGCUUUUGCCGUCUACGUUUAAUACAGCUUCAGGGUGCAAUACUCGGAAAGAACUAUCCUCUGGUUACAAUACAGUUACCUGUAAUAAUAGUACUCAAUAUGGGCGCACAUUUUCUGCACCAUCUACUACUUCAAAUGCAUUGCGCAUGUCCUCUGGGUCUAAUACCGUUUUGAAACUUAAUACUCAUUAUCAGUUGCAACAACCCCCUGUUGAUAGUGCUGUCACCAUUAAUAAUAGUAGCAUUCAUAAUCAAAUUCGUUUUAAUAACAACAUAACAUCUGCUUCUUCUGUCUCUUCCCUUUCAAAUAGUGGGACAGGCAAUCGUGCCAUUUUCGCGAGUAAUGAGAUAAAUGUGUGUUCCACCCCCGUUUGUUCGAAGGUACCCAAAGUUUUCCCAAAAUCCACUCAAACGAAAACUGUUCUUAGUAAUAUUAAAGAAUCACGUAUAUCGCAAGAUGCAGUUAUUACUGGCGAAGAGGGAUUUUUCCCUCCAUCACAUCAAUCGACACAACAGGGGAGACCCCGAACUUCUGUCUCAGUUAAUUCUGAUGGAGGGAGGUGUUGGGAAAAAGGAGAAGAUGAUUCAAUGGCAAGUUUAAAAUUAUAUGAGAUGAAUAUGUUUCCAAAUAUGAACGAAAAUUGCCCGAAUACAAUGGAAUUUAUCGAUCUUGACUAUUAUUACGGAAAUUCGACCAAUAAAUAAAGUAAUUAUUCAUGUU
Molecule: messenger RNA, 4283 nt
Organism: Agrilus planipennis (emerald ash borer)
Lineage: Eukaryota; Metazoa; Arthropoda; Insecta; Coleoptera; Buprestidae
Exons: 6
Coding region: 251-4267 (1338 amino acids)
Source: RefSeq, a predicted model, not a curated record